Messenger RNA from Phytophthora nicotianae INRA-310, 907 nucleotides. RefSeq lists its product as hypothetical. Gene Ontology annotation, biological process: regulation of DNA-templated transcription. The record is from RefSeq and is a predicted model, not a curated record. The transcript has a single exon. The coding region runs from base 87 to 656 and encodes 189 amino acids. Gene Ontology annotation, molecular function: DNA-binding transcription factor activity. NCBI's taxonomy places the organism in Eukaryota, Oomycota, Peronosporomycetes, Peronosporales, Peronosporaceae.
UAUCGCAAACUUCCGAUGGUUAUUUAUUACAAAGUCAAUCUUCAACCCAAGCUAGCCACUCGCUUGACCAGCAUGCUUGUCAAGUGAUGUUGGCAACGAGAAGACACUCUACAACUUGCCUAGUGACUCACAGUCCAUUGCGAUCUUCGAUCUACAUCAUGAACGUCAACGCCACCACAAUCGCUGCUCUGCUUGGCCCAAGAGCAUCCUCACGGGUGCAGCAUGAGUUGGUUCAAGUUGGUAAAUACCCGAUGACCACUCGCUGCCGCCGACCUCGUGAAACGAUCGAGCUUGAGCUGACCGAAGAAGAACAACGCUCCUUGAGUCAAGACGAAAUCCGGAAACUCAAGAACCGGGUGGCUGCCAAACGCGCUCGAGGGCGAGCGCAGCAGCGCGUAACUGACCUGGAGAACACCGUGUGCGAGCUCUGGAAACGCGUGCAAUAUCUCGAACGGGUCAUCAAGCUGCUGCACCCAAACGAGCCAAUGGAGUAUUUGUACAGCAAGUACGUCAUGUACGCCGACUCACCCAACCUCGAUCCUCUGACGGAGAACGACGCUGACAAGGGUAGCCUCGCACUCAACAUGCACGAGCUCGAAUGGUUGUUCAACACGACUCCAUCCUCCAACUCGAGUGACGUCGAGAUGAAGGGCUAAGCUGCGAUCCAGAAUUCGACCGUACAGUCCGACUCCGGAAAAUCUCAGAGACGUAGGAAAUGGCGUCCUGGGCCUUACACUUGAUAGGAACCAUAUACGCAUUACACAAAGCAGCUUAUAAGCGCUGACCUAGGAUACGAUUCCGACAGUCGUCAUGGCUACAUCCCGUCUGUCUAAUACAACUUUUUUAUCAACCCAGAAAAUCCAUUAUCGAUCAGAACUCUCUAUAUAUUUCAAAUAUAAUAGUUGCC